Messenger RNA from Penicillium brasilianum, 1491 nucleotides. NCBI's taxonomy places the organism in Eukaryota, Fungi, Ascomycota, Eurotiomycetes, Eurotiales, Aspergillaceae. The record is from the annotation of a GenBank genome assembly.
AUGAUGAAGGGCCGGCAUUAUCAAGCCUUACUCGCCGGGGCGGCUGUGGCAUCGGUUCUACUAUUCCUGCUCGCGCAGCUGGUUCGUCCACACAGCCAUAACGGCCUUGCUAUCUUCCAUGGCAAUCUUCCUCCAAUCCCAGAGUAUGCUGCAGAUGACAAACAAGUACUGCGUCAGCCAGAUAGAGAAGACUCGAAUCCCACGUCCCAAACAACGCCAACAAGCAAACCAGCAGAUAUUAUUCCGUCAGAAACGCGCACCAGACAGUGGGAUGACGCCUGGGAUGAUAAGAACCUUUGGCCUAACAUUUCAAAACCAGUGCCGACGCCUGCAUCGGUAUCUACAGGCUGGACCCUGCCAACGAAUCACAUAUCGCACGCCACAGUCGCAAAAUACGUUCGAUCGAUUCUAGACUUCGAGAAUGAUUCUAGCCCCGGCUUCGAGCGGGUAUCAUGUCCGUCGAAAAUGGGAUCCCGGUAUAGUCUGCUCCGUGACCAGGCAGCGGGUAGCGGACAGGUGCGAUUCUUCUUUGCGCUGAACCUACACCAGUCAACCGGAGUCAUCUCACGUCUGAUGAGCAGCAUCGUCGAAGCGAUUCGGUUUCUGGGACCAGAGCAUUGCGCGAUUUCAGUCGUAGAAGGCCGUUCCGACGAUGGGACAUAUGAAAUCCUCGCAGCACUCAAGAUGCACGUCGAAGCUAUGGGCGCGCACUUCUUCCUCUCUACCAGCACCAUCAACCCCAAGGAAAAAGGACAAGACCGUAUCGGGCGUUCGUCCGAGCUGCGUAACAAAGCACUCGAGCCCCUCAAAGUCAGCGCUGCGAGGGGUCCAAUCAACGAAUUGGACGGCAUGUUCUCGCCAGAUGCGCGUAUUAUUUUCAUCAAUGACGUCGCGCUCUGCCCGGAGGAUAUUCUCGAAUUGGUCUUCCAGCAUGUCAACCAGGGCGCGCAUAUGACCUGUGCUUUUGAUUGGAUUGUGGAUGGGACACAGUUCUACGAUGUUUGGGUUUCGCGCUCACUGGUUGGGAAUACUUUCUUUGAGAUCCCGCAUGAUGGCUCGUUGUCUUACAGCCAGGAUCUAUUCUGGGAUGAUCCUGACGGUAGGCACCGGUUCGAGGCGUUCCAGCCUUUCCAGGUAUACUCGUGCUGGGGUGGGGUGGCCGUUCUAGACGCGGUACCAUUUGCUGAAGGUGUAGUCACUUUUCGGUCUUCGAAGCCUGGAGAGUGCUUGAUGGGGGAGCCGACGCUUUUGGCGAAGGACCUUUAUCGGAGAGGGCGGGGCAAGAUUCUUGCUGUGCCAACGGUUAAUCUUGCUUAUUCGAAUGAUGAGGCGAUUAAAACGAAGGAUGUUCGAGGCUAUGUGCAUGAUCAUGUCAAUGUGUCGAGGUCCAUGCUCGACCAGGAGGAGAUUGUUAGUUGGCAGUGUGCGCCGCCGGCGAUGGUCAAGUGUCUUCCCACUUUUGAUAAGCCAAGUUGGGUUGAACCAACAUAG